AUGACGCCAAAAUUCGAUUGGACGCCCAUUUCAGAGGCCUACGAAAAUCUUCCUGAAGAUCAUCGUCCAAAGACUCGAAAGAGAAUAGCUGCUGGGACUGAUGACCAAAGUGCAACCAGUCAAAAUUUGGGUAGUGAUAAUCGGGCGAGUAUUCCGAAUAACGAUACAACUGAGAGAUCCGAAGCUGAGAGAGUGCUGACGACUGAGGCAGAAAGUGAAUACGAAUCGUCACGACCUGGAUCUGUAAUUUCACCUCUUACCGAAACUGGUAAUAAUACCGAAUCCGCGGUGGAUGAUGACUUACAAAGCACGGAUGAAGAUCCCACUGAGACGGAAAUCGAAAAUGACGACACCACGAAUGAUGAUGACGAAGAGCACGAAGGAAAUGCUACGCCAACACGAAGUACAACGUCGGGCGUUUCGGAAGCUAAUUCCGAUGAAGAGGAUCCUAGCAUUGGCACUUCAACGAGCAGAUCACAUAUUAGGUCGCGAGCUUACAGGCGAAGUAGUUCAGGUGCUGGUGUCGAAAGUGAUGACGAACAAUGA
This is a messenger RNA of Acaulospora colombiana, 546 nucleotides long. NCBI's taxonomy places the organism in Eukaryota, Fungi, Glomeromycota, Glomeromycetes, Diversisporales, Acaulosporaceae. The record is from the annotation of a GenBank genome assembly.